UUCUUUUUUCAAACUUCGUUUUUGCGGAGGAUGUAACCUCGGAUCAUCCUCAGCAGCGUCACGGGCAGCGCCUUCCUCGGAUGUAAACACUCCAACUGAUAUGGCCGACCCGAACCUCCUGGACAUAGUUGGUAUUUCCGAAAUUGGGGUAUGUGCUCAUGAUCCGGAGUAUGUCCGUCUACGAAGACUUGAAGAGUAUCUUCUCUUAAGAAAGAAGCAGAUCCUGCUUACUCUCCCGAGCCCAAGGCGCUGGUGGGUAAGGCCCAUCUGGCAAAACCGCAGGAGAGAGUCGGAGUUCCACACAUCGAUGCCUUUGCUUAUAAGUGGGGACACGGAGUACUUCCAGAAGUACUAUAAGAUGAGACCUGAAAAAUUUGAAGAGCUCCAUUCCCUGGUCGAAACACCACUCACAAGAGCUUACCUCACGCGGGAGCCGCUAUUAUCGCGGGCUAGACUUGCCAUGACACUCAGGUACUUAUCGUCUGGAAUGCAGAUACAGGACAUUGCUCUGGCCUUUAGAGUCGGAAUCUCGACAGCGGCGGGUGUCAUUCACUCCACCUGCAAGAUUCUCUGGACAGCUCUCCAACCCCUUUGUCUAAAGGUGCCAACUACUGAGAGAUGGCAGGAAGUUGCUGAGGGCUUCCAGAACAAGUGGAAUUUCCCCCACUGUGUUGGUGCUGUGGAUGGCAAACACAUCGAGAUUCAGGCACCACCGAAUUCUGGUAGCUUAUACUACAACUAUAAGGGUACGUACUCUAUCGUACUGAUGGCUGUUGUGGACAGUGACUUGAAGUUCGUUGCUGUAGACGUCGGUGCCUACGGACGACAGAGUGAUGGAGGUACCCUAAGUGCCUCUCGGUUCGGUAAAUGUCUCGAAAAUGGCCUCCUCGGCCUGCCACCACCAAAGCGGCUUCCAAACUCGACAGUAAUCGCACCAUAUGUGUUCUUGGGGGACGAAGCGUUCCACCUACGCCCAGACUUUUUGAGACCAUACCCGGGAAAGCACCAGGACGAUGACAAACGAAUAUUCAACUAUCGGCUCAGCCGUGCAAGGAGGUGCGCCGAAAACGCUUUUGGCGUGUUGGCAUCAAGGUUUCGGAUAUUCCGAAGAACCAUCAACCUGCUACCAGAACACGCAGACUACGUCGUCAUGGCAACUUGCGCACUACACAACUACUUGCGGGAGGACUGCGUCUACAUUCCUCCUAGCUACGUUGACAAAGAGGAUGCCUAUGGCAACAUCACGAACGGCAACUGGCGAUCGACAUUCAAAGACGACGAAACAGUUAUGACGGACCUGGAGCCUCCGGUGGGGCACAAUUACAGCGGUUCCGCACGUGAAGCGAGAAACCUCUUCUGCUCCUACUUUAUGAGCAGGCAAGGGGCCGUACCUUGGCAGCGGACCUCUGCUGGGCUACGUCCUUGAACGGAAGCGCACCUUGUGCUGCGAGCACUUGCAAACUUUUGCAUACAUUGCAUGGUAGACACCAUCCAGACGAAUAAACAAGCAAAAGGUGUGA
Ixodes scapularis (black-legged tick) is the source of this 1520-nucleotide messenger RNA. Its product is annotated as protein ANTAGONIST OF LIKE HETEROCHROMATIN PROTEIN 1-like. The transcript is spliced from 6 exons. The record is from RefSeq and is a predicted model, not a curated record. Lineage: Eukaryota; Metazoa; Arthropoda; Arachnida; Ixodida; Ixodidae. Bases 101 to 1426 code for a protein of 441 amino acids.